Messenger RNA from Folsomia candida, 1415 nucleotides. RefSeq lists its product as uncharacterized. The record is from RefSeq and is a predicted model, not a curated record. Lineage: Eukaryota; Metazoa; Arthropoda; Collembola; Entomobryomorpha; Isotomidae. Bases 133 to 1344 code for a protein of 403 amino acids. The transcript has 4 exons.
GUCAGAAGAAAGAUGUGCCCAAGUAACAUGACCAUUCAGGGAAUAAAACAUUCUGGCGUCCUGAUGCCUCGGCUUAUUUGAAUCUUGACCCUCUCUCGCCAAAGAUAUUCCUUGAGGAACUCUGAAUUAAAAAUGAGAGUGGUUCUCGUGUUUGCAGGCAUUCUUGGGACCGGGCUUUCCUUGAACAUUCCACGCGACAGGUCUCACUCCGGAACUUCAGAUCCUUGUUCAUUGUCCCCGUGUGCAAAGAACGCAAUUUGUAAAACAUCUCCGAAUGGGUUGGCUUUCUGCAAUUGUCAGAGCGGCUUCACGGGAAAUGCAUUCGAGAGCUGUCAAGAAUUAGAGCCUGGAAAUUCAGCAGUAUUGGGGGCUGCUGUUGCUGGAUCGGGCUCACCCAUCCCACAAAUUUUAGAAACCACACCCAUGCACUCUGGUCAAUCUGGUCAAGUAUCAACUAAUCCUAACCAAUCUUCGUUGAAGGUGAUCUAUGACCUCGAAGGGACUCAGAAAACUCCGGGAAUGUUUACUGUCGAGUAUCAACCCUCAUCGGACGUUGACAUUAGUCGAAUUCCAAUUCUUGGAUCAUCGCCCACAACGCAAUUGACAACCCAGCCAAUGGACCAUCAGCCCAAUUUUCAUGUCCAGUCCCCCGUUAUUCUCCACGAGACUGUUGUUCACACGCCACACAUUCAACGCCGUCCUUCAUCAGACCAUGAAAACCAGCAUUCUUCGUCGCCGCAGCACUCCGCGGUUGCUGAUCCCAUGGGACAGUACACUAACUGCGUAACUGUCAAGGGUGUCAUUGUUUGUGCAGAUAACUCAGCUGACAAUUCAAUGGGUGGAAGUAGACGGAUUGAACCAGAAGUCAGUCAUACCACCCACACGUUACUACCACCACUUCCUUCACGCCAUCAGAAUCACCACAACCUCAAUAAUUUAAACCAAUUGUCCCACCAAAUUCCAACCGUAGCUAAAAACUGCAACACAAUGUGCGGCAUCAACUCUGUGUGUCGCAUGAUAAAGCACACCCCCGUGUGUGGAUGUCCAGUGGACCAUACUGGUGAUCCUGGCGUGCGAUGUGACCCUAUUGAAAAGCAGGAGGAAAAGUCUGGUUGUCAAAAGCACACGGAAUGUGCUCCUACUCAAGUUUGUGCCGACUCAAAGUGUUUGGACCCAUGCAAAGACGUCGCUCAGUUUGGCGUGGGGAGGGACCCAGUCGUUGGAGGAGGAAAUGCCUCACCUAUCUGCGGAACAAACGCUAAUUGCAUGGUUAUUCAUCACACUCCUUUGUGUGGAUGCGUGGAAGGGUAUUAUGGGAACCCGUAUGUGGGAUGCGUAGCCUAAGUUUUCUUGUACAUAUGUAAAUUGUAUGCUGUAUCGACAUUAAAUAAACAUUCAGUAGUCUCUGAUGGAUA